Gracilinanus agilis (Agile Gracile Mouse Opossum) is the source of this 1240-nucleotide messenger RNA. RefSeq names its product serpin family B member 11 (gene SERPINB11). The coding region runs from base 1 to 1176 and encodes 391 amino acids. The record is from RefSeq and is a predicted model, not a curated record. Gene Ontology annotation, molecular function: serine-type endopeptidase inhibitor activity. NCBI's taxonomy places the organism in Eukaryota, Metazoa, Chordata, Mammalia, Didelphimorphia, Didelphidae. Gene Ontology annotation, biological process: negative regulation of endopeptidase activity. The transcript has 7 exons.
AUGGACACACUUAGUACAGCUAACGUUGAAUUCUGCUUGGACGUUUUUAAAGAACUGAGCAGCAACCAUGUUGGGGAGAAUGUCUUCUUUUCCCCUGUGAGUUUGCUCUAUGCCCUCAGUAUGCUUUUUCUGGGUGCUCGAGGCAACAGUGCAGCACAAAUGGGAAAGGUGCUACACUUUAGUUAUGUGGAAGGAUCAUCACAUCCAGGGCUUGAGAAUUCUUCUAAGUGUGACCUAACUGGAGGGAUACAUUUAGAGCUGCCAGCAUUAUUCUCUCAGAUCAGCCGGUCGGACAGUAAUUCCACGCUUGGCAUCGCCAACAAGCUCUAUGGAACCAAGAAUAUUGAAUUCCACCCACAAUAUUUAAGUUGUUCUGAAGAGCUAUACCAAUCCAAGCUGCAGACUGUAGAUUUUGAGCAUGCUCCAGAAGAAACCAGGAAAGCGAUUAAUGCUUGGGUUGAAAGUAAAACAAAUGGAAAAGUCAAGAACCUGUUUAGCAAAGGAACAAUCGACACUUCUUCCGUCAUGGUCCUGGUGAAUGCUAUCUACUUUAAAGGGCAGUGGCAGAAUAAAUUUCAGGAAGAGCAGACGAUUCAAAUGCCCUUUAAGCUUAGAGAAGGUCGGAUUGUACCUGUGCAGAUGAUGCAUCAGAUAGGAACAUUUAAAGUGGCUUUCAUAAAGGAACUUCAGAUGCAAAUCCUUGAACUCCCAUAUGCUAGUGGAAACCUAAGCAUGAUUGUACUUCUUCCGAAAGACACAGAUCAAAUAGAACAGAUUGAGAAACAGCUCAACUUGAAGACAUUCAAUCAGUGGACAAAUUCUUUAAUGACAGAGAGAGAAGUUGAUGUUCUCUUUCCCCGAUUCAAACUUGGAAUUAAAUAUGAGUUAAAUUCUCUGUUAAAAGCACUAGGGAUAACAGAUAUUUUUGACAAUUUAAAAGCUGAUCUUUCUGGACUCUCUCCAAGUAGAGAGUUAUAUUUAUCAAAAGUCAUCCAUGAAUCCUUUGUAGAUGUUAAUGAAGAGGGCACAGAGGCAUCUGCUGCAACCGGUGAUGUUGUUGUGGUAAAGAGACUUCCCAUUCGGGACCGGUUCAUAGCUGAUCACCCUUUCCUUUUCUUCAUAAAGCACAUUUAUACCAACACAAUUCUUUUCUGUGGCAGGUUCUCCUCUCCAUAAACAAGGGAGUAGUGGUGGUGUCAGGGUUAGAUGUAUCUGAAAAGGCACAAGGGUAAUUAAUCUG